AUGGCAAGCCCCCGAGGCGUGGCCAACAUCCUCGCCAAGUCGCCGGCCGACGUGGUCAUCCUCUCGUCGGUCCGCACACCCGUCACGCGCGCCUACAAGGGCGGCCUCAAGGACGCGUACCCGGAGGAGCUGCUCGCGUGCGUGCUCAAGCAUGUGCGGGAGCGCAGCGUGCCGGGGACGGACCUGGGCGCGCUGAUCGAGGACGUGGGCGUGGGCGUGGUGCUCUCGGAGCUGGGGGGCUCCAAGGCGGCGCGCGCGGCCAUGAACCACGUCGGGUACCCGAGCUCGACGGCCCUCUUCACCGUCAACCGGGCGUGCUCGUCGUCGCUGCAGGCCGUGGCCGCCGUGGCCGGCGAGAUCCGGGGCGGCAUGGCGCGCGUCGCCGUCGCCGCGGGCAUGGAGAGCAUGACGCGCAACUACGCGGCCAAGGUCGGCGCCGAGCAGCGCCUCACCGUCGCCAGGGACGACGGCAUCCGCGAAAACGUCUCCGUCGAGGCGCUCGCCCGCCUGAAGCCCGCCUUCAAGCCGGGCGGCGCCUCGACCGCCGGCAACUCGAGCCAGGUCUCGGACGGCGCCGCCGCGACGCUGCUCAUGAGCAGGGGCACCGCCACGCGCCUCGGCCUGUCGGACCGUAUUAUCGGCAAGUUUGUGUCCGCGGCCGUCGUCGGCUGCGCCCCCGACGAGAUGGGCAUCGGGCCCGCCCUCGCCAUCCCCAAGCUGCUGGCGUCGCAUGGCCUGGCCGUCGGCGACGUGGACAGGUGGGAGAUCAACGAGGCCUUUGCAAGCCAGGCGCUUUAUUGUUUGAGAAAGCUGGGCCUGGAGGACGCCUGGGCCGCCGGCAGGGUGAAUCCGACCGGUGGUGCUAUCGCCUUGGGUCAUCCCCUCGGGGCCACGGGCGCCAGGAUGACGAGUACCUUGGUGCAUGGCAUGAGGCGGGAUGGUCACGAUUUGGGCGUUGUGAGUAUGUGUGUUGGGACCGGCAUGGGCAUGGCUGGCCUGUUUGCGAGGGAGGCGUGA
Metarhizium brunneum ARSEF 3297 is the source of this 1017-nucleotide messenger RNA. It is a transcript of the gene Acaa1b, whose product is annotated as 3-ketoacyl-CoA thiolase B, peroxisomal. Gene Ontology annotation, molecular function: acetyl-CoA C-acyltransferase activity. Gene Ontology annotation, cellular component: peroxisome. The record is from RefSeq and is a predicted model, not a curated record. NCBI's taxonomy places the organism in Eukaryota, Fungi, Ascomycota, Sordariomycetes, Hypocreales, Clavicipitaceae. Gene Ontology annotation, biological process: fatty acid beta-oxidation; phenylacetate catabolic process.